AUGACCGCAACCACUCAUAUCAACACGAAAACACUUCCAAUAAACGUAUUUGAUCUACAACAUGACGAUUUUUAUAAUUUCGUUGAACAUCAAUCAGGAAUUGUUCAAGCAAACAUUCUUAAAGUUCAGCUAAUAAGCGAUGCCACCACCUUCUUAGAAUGUAAUGAUCCAACAGAAAUUUUACAACAUAACGGCGAAAAACUGAUUGAUCUUAAACACAAAGCUUGUGUAAUUACAAAUGGUGGAGCCUGUAUAGUUCUAGCCGGUAUUGUAGCUUCAUUUAAAACUUUAAAGAAGCGUCUUAUUAAAAAAAUCGAAGAAGACAACAAAAGAAAUAAAUAUAUUAUUACCGAUCCUUCUACAUCAAUCAACGCACCAGCUGUUAAUCGUGCGAUUUCAACUGAUGAACAGCGAAACCAUAUAAUAACAACAAUUAAUAACUGGUUUACUAGUCGUCGAGAUGAAUUUCAUUUGGAGAAUGAUGCUACUCUCGAAGAAAAUACACAUUACCAAAUACAAUUCAAAAACAUAAACAAAGAGAAUGAAUCUGCAGCAAUUAUAUGUGGAUGUGGUUCGAGAGCAGCAUUAAUUCGUUCUAAUAAUACAGGAUAUUAUCAGAUGUCGAACUAUUAUCGUCAUAUUGAACGUGGCACUUGCACAAUGAUGCUGGAGAAGGUAGAUGAUGCACAUGAUCGAGAAAACGUCGAUGAACAAAACGACGACAAUAACGACAACAACACAAAUUCUAAUAAUUCUGAUGCUGCAACACAAUCACCAUCAAUCGAACGAAAUCAUAACAAAACGUCAUUACAGAAAAGACGUGCACCUGCUGCAACAACUACAACUAGUCGACGUAGCAAGAGACGACGGGUAUAG
Molecule: messenger RNA, 876 nt
Organism: Adineta steineri
Lineage: Eukaryota; Metazoa; Rotifera; Eurotatoria; Adinetida; Adinetidae
Source: the annotation of a GenBank genome assembly